CUGGCGAUCCCGACUAUCAAGGAGGGAUUGCGCGCUGAACGAGCACUGCCUUCGCAAGGGAGAAUCUUUGACAAGAUUGGAGAUGUUUUAAGGAAUAUGUUCACGGAGAAUCUAAUUCGAUCAAUGUUCCAACAACAGCAGACCAUCUACAAGCUGAUGGAAUCGAAUGCCACCGCAGAAGACGCGACACGGGCGCUUGUGUGGACAGAUGGAAUGAACGUUAUCGGGUUAGCUAUCGUGUCGCUCGUCACACUGCCACUUGUCUUCGCGGUAAUAACCAGAAGAAACCCUUAUAAGUUCAUAAAAGCUCUGAAUAGAGCCUUACUGCAGGGCGUUGCCACGUCGUCAAGCGCCGCCAGCCUGCCGGUGACUUUUGAAUGUGUGCGUGACUUGAAUCUGGACCCACGAGUGGCCAAAUUUGUGCUGACCGUCGGCACGAUCCUCGCAACGAUUGGCACGGCACUCUUCCAAGCAGUAUCUCCUAUUUUCAUUGCUCAGAUGAACGGAAUCACUCUAGACUUAGGACAGUACAUCACACUAUGCGUAACUGCUUGCUUGGCAUCGGCUGGAGCGGCGACUGUGCCCAGUUCUGCCCUAGUCACGAUGAUCAUCGUUCUAUCGGCUCUUGGACUGCCGGUUGAUGACAUCUCACUAAUCUUCACUGUCGACUGGCUA
Molecule: messenger RNA, 675 nt
Organism: Ostertagia ostertagi
Lineage: Eukaryota; Metazoa; Nematoda; Chromadorea; Rhabditida; Trichostrongylidae
Source: the annotation of a GenBank genome assembly